AUGUCCUCUCGCAUCCUCCCUCUAGUAGCAGAGCGUCAUUUCCUGUCGAGGAUCUGCCCUUUGAUCGGAAUCAUUUUACAUAUCGGGCCGGCCGUACUUCGAAGCGCGAGCGCGUCAGCACCCGGUGCGAUGUGGCAAUUCGAGGGCGCGCUUUCGGGUAGAAAUGGCUCGAGUCUGAUCAGUCCCGCGCUUCAAAACACCGACGCGUCCGUACUAAGCCAGCCCUCGCGGAGCCUCGCCGCACGAUACUGCGGUCAGCCGGGCUUGACUUUGCGACCGUCAGUCUACUCAGAGGGCCUCCACGGAGUCUAG
This is a messenger RNA of Peniophora sp. CBMAI 1063, 312 nucleotides long. Lineage: Eukaryota; Fungi; Basidiomycota; Agaricomycetes; Russulales; Peniophoraceae. The record is from the annotation of a GenBank genome assembly.